Moneuplotes crassus is the source of this 3533-nucleotide messenger RNA. The record is from the annotation of a GenBank genome assembly. NCBI's taxonomy places the organism in Eukaryota, Ciliophora, Spirotrichea, Euplotida, Euplotidae.
CAAAAUUAAUAUGCCUGCUUUUGUGCAUGAUCCUUGUGACUAAUGCACUUCGUAUAAAGACUGCCAACAGAAAUCUUUCUCGGAUGCAGACAUCUACUCGUGGGAGUAGACUGCAAAGUACCUUGCAUGGGGGAAUUCCAUCCCGCUUGCAACAGGAUGACAAUGCUGAGGAACCCGAGGAAGAGGACGCAGACGAUCUCGCUGCCGAAAUCUUUGCUGAUGAGGAUGAACCAACUGAACAAGAAGAUAUUGUUCAGAGCGAUGUCGACGCACAACUAGAACAGGCUGAAGAGCAAGAAGAAGCUGAGGAGAACUCUGCAGAAGCUGCUGAAAUUUCAAGUGAAAUUACUGAAGCUGAUGCUGAAGUAGAGGACGCUGAUAAUUCCGCUCAAGCUGCUCUCGACUUGGCUCAAGAAUCUGGAAAUGAAGACGCUAUUAAUGCCGCCAAUGAUGCUCAAGAUGACGUUGAAGCUGCCGAAGAUGCUGAAGAAAAUGCUGAAGUAUUAGCUGAAAUUGCAGCUCAAACAGGAGAUGCUGAUGAUUUGGAAGCUGCUGAAGAAGCUCAAGAUGAUGCGGAUGAAGCUGCUGAGACUGCUACCGAAUCUGCAGAAGAAGCUCAAGAACAAGCUGAAGAGGCUGCUGAAGAAGCUGCUGAAGAGGCAGAGGAAGAAGCUGAGGAAGAAGCUGAGGAAGAAGCUGAAGAAGAACAACAAGAAGAAACUGAUGAGGCUAAUCAAGAAGUAAGUACAGCCGAAGACGAGCUUGCAGAAGUUCAAGGAGAAGAAGAAAGUGCUCAAGAAGAAGUAGCUGCUACUGAAGAGGCAAUUGUUGAGGCUGAAGAUGAUGUACAAGAGAAUGAAGAAGCUUUGGAAGAUGCUGAAGAUCAACUACAGCAAGCUGAAAAUGAAGGAGAUCAAGAGUCUAUUGAGGAUGCUCAAGAUGCUAUUGAUCAAGCUGAAGACAACUUGGAAGAAACAGUUGAUAAUCUCAAUGAAGCCGAAGAUAAUGUUGAAGAAGCCCAAGCUGAAUUAGAUGAGGUUGAAGAAGAUGUUGAAGAACAAGAAGCUGAAGUAGAUUCUGCUGAAGAGGUUCUGGAUGAUGUUGAAGGUGGAGAAGAUCUAGCAACUGCUGAAGCCGAAGUUGAAGCUGAAGCUGAAGCUGAAGUUGAAGCUGGAGCUGGAGAAGAGACUGCUCCAUCAGAAGAUGAUGAAAUUAAUGAAGUAGUCGUUGAAGCUGAAGAAGCACAAGAAGAAGCUGAAGCUUCUUCUGAAGAAGCUGACUCUGAAGCUCAAGAAAUGAUUGAGGAAGCUGAAGCAGAAACUGAGGAAGCUGAAGACCAAGCUGAAGCAGCUGAAGACCAAGCUGAAGCUGAAGAAGAAGUUCAAGAGGAUAUUGAAGAAGCUGAAGCAGAUGUUGCUGAAGCUGAGGCUGAUGCUGCCGAGGCUGAAGAUGCAGUAGAUGCUGCUGAAGAGACUGCUGAUAAUGCUGAAGCUGAAGUUACCGAAGAUCAAGCAGCAGUUGAAGAAGCUGAAGAAGUUCUUGAAGAAGCUACUACUGCAGGAGAUGAAGAAGCUAUUGAGGAUGCCGAAGAUGCUGUAGAAGAAGCAACUGAUGAACUUGAAGAUUCAUCUGAAGAUCUUGCUGAUGCUCAAGAAGAGGAAGCUGAUGCUCAAGCUGAUCUUGAUGAAACUGAGGCUGAAGUUAAUGAAGAACAAUCUGAACUUGAUGUUGAAGAAGAAACUGAGGAAGCUAUUGAAGAUGGUGUAGCUCCAGAAGAAGCUGAAGAGCAAGCUGAAGAAGCUUUGGCCGAUGAUGGAGUUGAAGAAGUUGAAGGUGGUGAAGAGCCUAUCCCAGCUGAAGAAGUACCAGAAGACGAUGGAGUCGAAGAAGUUGAAGGUGGAGAAGAACCUACUCCAGCUGAAGAGGCUCCUGUAGAAGAUGACAAUAUUGAAGAGGUUACUCCUGAAGAAGCUGCUCCUGAGGAAGUUGUUCCUGAAGAAGCUGCCUCAGAAGAAGCUGCUCCAGUAGUUCUCCCAGAAGCUGCUUCGGAUGUUGCUCAAGAAGCUGUUCCAGAGGUUGCCCCAGGAGUUGCCCCAGAAGCUGCCCCAGAAGCUGCCCCAGAAGCUGCCCCAGAAGAACUUCCAGAGACUGAUGAUAACACAGAUGUUAGUGAAGUUACAGAUGACAACGAAGUUGUUGUUGAAAUUCCUACUGAAGGAUCCCCAUUUGCUACUCAAGAAGAAUUCGACGAUCUUGAAAAUCAAUUUGAAGAAAUGGAUGACAGUGUUAGCAGUCUUGAGGACCAAAUGGCUGAAAUGGACAUGUCUAGUGCUAGUGAGACUCAAGACGCUAUUGAAGACUUAGAACAAGAACUUGAUGCUGUCGAAGCCCAAGUUGAUGAAACCAAUGAUGUGAUGAAUGAUGUUGCCACUCAACAGGAAGAAAUCGAAGAAGCUCAAGCUGAAGUUCAAGAAACUCAAGCUGAAAUUGAGGAAACUCAAGAAGAAGUUGUUGAAGACCAACAAGAAAUUGAUGAAGCUCAGAAUGAAGUUCAAGACGCUCAAGAAGAAAUUGAGGAAACUCAAAGUGAUGUUGCUGAAGACCAAGCUGAGGUUGAAGCGACUGCUGAAGAAGUUCAAGAAGAAGCUGCUGAAGUUGAUGCUUCUGUUGAAGAUGCUGAAGCUGCAGCUGAGGAUGCUAGUGAAUCAAUAGAUGAAGCUGAAGAUGCUGCUGAUGAAGCUGUAGAAGAAGUUGAUGAAGCUGCUGAUGUAGCCGAAGAAGAAGUCAGUGAGGAGACUGAAGAAGCAGUUGAAGAAACACCUGAAGAAGAGCCAGCUGAAGAAGAGCCUGAAACCAUAGAUAAUUUGGCUCCAGUUGAUGAAGAUGGAAAUCCAACUCUAGAUGUAGAUACCUUAGAAGAUAACUUAGAGGAAGUAGAAAAUGUAGAAGAUGUCAUAAAUGAACAGAUUGCUCAAUUAUCAGGAGCUCCAUUAGAUAAUGAAGUUGUUGAUGCUGAACCAGCAGCUCCAGUUGAUGCUGCUCCCGUUCCAGUUGAUGCUGCUCCCGUUCCAGUAGAUGGUGCUCCAGCUCCAGCCGAUGCUACUGCCGCUCCAGCCGAUGCUACUGCCGCUCCAGCCGAUGCUACUGCCGCUCCAGCCGAUGAAGCUGCUGCUCCAGUCGAUGCUGCUACAGCUCCAGUUGAUGCAGCUGCUGUCCCAGUAGAUGCAGCUGCCGCCCCAGUUGAUGCAGCUCCAGUUGAUGCUGCUGCUCCAGUCGAUGCUGCUCCGAUCGCAGUUGCUCCAGUCGAUGCUACAGCUGACGCUCAAGUCGAUGGCGCAGUUGAUGCACCAGUCAAUGUUGCAGUUAAUGGUCCAGCUAAUGCUGCUGCCAAUGCCAAUGUUAAUGCUGCUGCAAAUGCUGCUCCAAAUGCUGCUGUUAACGGUGCUGCACCAGAAGAAAUACCAGUCUCUGAAUAAGCAGAUUAAAUUUGGGCCUGUUUCCAAAUUAGAAUUGACUAAUUUUAAUAAAACAAU